Messenger RNA from Cornus florida, 1347 nucleotides. RefSeq lists its product as uncharacterized. The record is from RefSeq and is a predicted model, not a curated record. NCBI's taxonomy places the organism in Eukaryota, Viridiplantae, Streptophyta, Magnoliopsida, Cornales, Cornaceae. Bases 118 to 1272 code for a protein of 384 amino acids. The transcript is spliced from 9 exons.
ACACACACAGUUGAGUAGCCCCCGACUUGACAGUUGACACCAACGCAGUGGGUAAACGGAAAAGGAAGCGUAGGUUUAAAACAAGCAAGAGAGUCGUGAAGGAAGAAAGGCUGGGUGAUGGGCGCUUUUGACGCAUCAUCGAAAUGGUUAACAUUCUCCAUAACACUGGCGGUUGCCACUAUUUCUGCAUCUGCAGCCAUCUCUGUUCAUUUCUGGGGGAGAAAAACAAUACAUACGAAUGAGAAGAUUCGAAAGCUCGAGUUAUCUCUCAAGGGCUCAUUAGAGAAGUGUGCUGCUGAAAGGCAAGGCCGUAUUAGGGCUCAACAGGCUUUAAGGAAAUCACUGACCCAACCUAGUUCUGACAAUUCAGAGUUCACUUCUUAUCCUAUGAUACCUAUUGCCAUCGUCCGGUCAUGCUUCUCUACCAGGAAUGGGACGCCAAGGCAACCUUUACUUGUACCUCUUGCUAGGGCAUGCUUGGUAUUUGAUUCCUCUCGGGUUCCUCCAGCAUCUCUUGAGGGUCUUGAAGAUUAUAGUCAUUGCUGGAUUCUAUAUGUUUUUCAUUUGAAUACAGAUCUUGAAAAGUUAUGGAAGCAUCCAAGUAAGUCAAAGUUUAAGGCGAAGGUUAGAGUACCAAGAUUGAAGGGUGGAAGGAUGGGAGUAUUUGCAACAAGAUCUCCACAUCGCCUAUGCCCUAUUGGGCUUACUGUGGCAAAGGUGGAGGUAGUACAAGGAAAUAAGGUCCUGCUCUCUGGUGUGGAUCUGGUCGAUGGAACACCUGUUCUCGAUGUCAAACCCUACCUACCAUAUUGUGACAGCAUCCCGGGAGCAAUUGUUCCAGUGUGGGUGAAGGUCGACAGUUUGUUAGAUGUAGCUUCUGUUACCUUCUCUGAGGGCUUUCCCUCUGCUCUAGCUGAUUGUCGGAAGAUUGUGGGAAAAAAAUCGCUCUAUGCAUCACCUGAUGAAUUUCAAAGCUUGGUCAAGCAAGUGCUCUCAUGGGAUAUAAGAUCGGUAUCUCAAAGAAGCCGCCCUCAUAAUUCCCUAGUUAAGACAGAAGAUGGCGAAACAGUUGAUCAUGCUCUGGACUUGGACAAUUACCCUGAUGAAGCUUCUGAUAAUGGAUUUGAGCAGGUUUCUUCGUUUCUUUCUGGUGAUAUUAUCUAUCACCUGAUUUUGGAAGGCCUGGAUGUCUCCUACAGAGUUGAUUCCGAUGGUCAUGUUCUUGUAGAGGAAGUCACUUUGUCAUCGCACCAACCAAACAGUAAUAAAUAACUGCAGUUGCAUUAUGAGAAGGUAAACAGUUGGGGGUAAUAAUUUGUGUCAAAUGUGUUAAUAUUUUUUAGUACU